Messenger RNA from Spodoptera litura, 7753 nucleotides. RefSeq names its product histone acetyltransferase enoki mushroom (gene enok). NCBI's taxonomy places the organism in Eukaryota, Metazoa, Arthropoda, Insecta, Lepidoptera, Noctuidae. The record is from RefSeq and is a predicted model, not a curated record. Gene Ontology annotation, molecular function: histone H3 acetyltransferase activity; chromatin binding; DNA binding. Gene Ontology annotation, biological process: nucleosome assembly; regulation of transcription by RNA polymerase II. Gene Ontology annotation, cellular component: nucleosome; nucleus; MOZ/MORF histone acetyltransferase complex.
UCUCCGCCCGCUCCGCCCGCUCCACGCGCUCCACUCGCUCCACCCGCUCCACCCGCUCCACGCCGUCGCCAGCCUCGUUAGCCUCGCCCCCCGAGCCGGACUCGGCCGCGUCAGGCUCGGAUUCGGUCGGUUCCCCCGCGUCUUCCAGUGAUAGUGAUGAACGACCCGCGCCCGCGUAUGUUUCUACUGUGUUCGAACGUUUAGCAGCUGAUUCCGGCCCGGGUGGUGUUUGGGGAUUCGCUGCUGAAGCGCAGAAACAGAAGCAGUUAGAAGUGGAACCACCGAACCAUAAGAGAUUAGAUAUUGAAGCGCAAAAACUAAAAAUACUUGAAAUGGAACCCCACGAGCAGCGACGAAGUGAUUUUGAACCGCGCAAACAAAAAAGGCUCGAACUCGAAACGCCUAAAUUUAAAAGGCUGGAUGUGGAGUCGAAGCUCAGUCGGUUAGAAUCAGAAACCAAACUAAGGAGAGUCGAGCCCGAACCGAUACCAAAAAGAGUAGAAUCGAUACAAAAAAGAAUGGAGCCCGAGCCACCGCCGACCGAGCCAGAGAGACAUCAUAUAGUUCGUCGGCGCAGCAGAUGCGGGGAAAGACUGCUGACUACAUUAUUCGAUGGAUUAUCGGAAUUCUACUCAGUCCGCACGGCAUCUCGGUCGCAGUCGCGGCCGCGGCAGGCCCGCGUAGAGCAGCCUGAGCCCGAGGAGGAUCGCGCCGUGUUGAAGGAGACGCGCAGCACGUUCCGAAAGUACCAAGCGUCUCUGCGUCGCGCGCGCAGUCGUAGUCGAGGAGACGAGGCGUCACCGGAGCCUGAGGCCCAAGCCUCGAUAGUGCGGGCGGUGUCACGAUGUAGGACAGGGCGGGUAGAGCUAGGCUUGGUCCGCCUGUCGGCGUCGGCGCUGGUGCGCACGGCGGCGGCGCAGAAGGCGCGCGCGGGGCCCGCGGACGCGCACAAACUGGUCCGCGGGCUGGCGGAGGCGGGCGGCGCGCGCCCGGCCACCGAUCAGACGGAGGGAAAGCGGUUACCGGCCGGAGUGACGGAGAGUGACGCGGAGCUGUUUAACGCGGCGCUGAGCGCGGCCGCGGGCGGCACUCAGGGGCCUGCCGGGGCUGUGGCCGGAGUCGCAGGAGCCACGCCGGGGCCCGCGCUGGUGGCCGCGCCGGGCCCCGCGGCCGGACCCGCGCCCGGCGCUGGGGACGGGGUGGCCCCGCACGCACCGCCGCGGUGUCCGUCGGCGAUAGAAUUCGGCCAGUGGGAGAUUGACACCUGGUACUCCAGCCCCUUCCCACAGGAAUAUGCUAGACUACCCAAGCUGUUUUUGUGUGAGUUUUGUCUCAAGUAUGCGAAGAGUCGGGCGGUGCUGUUUCGCCAUCUGGAUAAAUGUCUUUGGCGACAUCCGCCUGCCACAGAAAUAUACCGCUGCGGGGAUAUAUCGGUCUUCGAAGUAGAUGGGAAUGCUAAUAAAAUCUACUGUCAAAAUCUUUGUCUCCUCGCCAAACUGUUCCUCGACCACAAAACUCUGUACUAUGAUGUGGAGCCAUUCCUAUUCUAUGUACUAACCAAAAAUGACAGCAAAGGUUGUCACCUCGUUGGGUACUUCUCCAAAGAAAAACAUUGUCAACAGAAAUAUAAUGUCUCGUGUAUCAUGACAAUGCCACAAUACCAGAGGCAAGGCUACGGGAGGUUUCUCAUCCAUUUCAGUUAUUUACUUUCAAAAGAAGAAGGACAACCUGGCACGCCGGAGAAGCCUUUAUCUGAUCUUGGUCGAGUUUCAUAUCAUGCAUAUUGGAAGUCCGUAAUACUCGAAUAUUUGUAUGACCACAAGGAUAAACCGUUCACGUUUGAAGACAUCGCUCAAACGACGGGAAUGCACAUGAAUGACAUUGCAGUAACGUUUCAGUUACUUGGAUUUGUUAGACAUAUUCCUAAUGAAGAGACAACCAAGUUAGGUCUUUGCAUAGAUUGGACCAAAGUUGACAAUCACAUGAACAAAGUGAAGAGCAAACCUCGACUGGAGAUUGAUCCUGAAUGUCUCAGGUGGACUCCACUCCUUGCGCCUACUGUGAAUCCGUUUAGAUCCCCCGAAGAAGCUUCUGGCGACCAAGAUACUGAGAACGACGAAGCAGAAUGUAAGACUGAGAGUGAAGACACCGCCACAGAAUCCGAAGCUCCUGCGCCCAAAGAAGAACCUGCCGUCAAAGAAGACAUGGAAACACCAGAACCUCCUGUUGAAGUGACGUCAUCAGGUAGAAGACGGACAAGACCUCUAAAGUAUAGCGAAACUACGUAUCAAACCACUCCAGUUCUUACAGAAGGUACUCGUAAACGGAAGCGGGAAGUAAGUAGAAAGAUUUCGGAAUCCAAUUUGGAUGACGAAAAAAUUAAAGAAGAAGAAACACCUCGAAGACAGAGAAGUAAGAGCGUCGCCAGAAGGUCGUCUAGAGUUACACAGAAUGAGGCUGUAGAGGAGCCAGUGACACCAAGAAAUAGAAGACAAAGCAUCAAAGAAGCACCUUACGCAUCUGACAGCCAAGAAAGUCAAGAGAGUAUGGACUUGGAUGCCAUCACUCCUGCCGCGGUGCCUGUCAGGCCCAAGGCUAAAAGAAAAAUUGGUUGCAAAGGACGCCAGAAGAAACGACAGAAAGUUAACAAGAAUACAGCGCCCAACGCAUCACCGGCAGCUAAGAAACCGAAACUUGAUGAGUCUAAAGAGAAAGUUAAUGAUUAUAAAACUGACGACUCCAUGGAGCCUUCUAGUACAGUGCCCGACGAGGACACCGUCACUCCUCCUAAGGACAAACAAGAUGAGAAAUCACAAGAGAAAAAUAAAAAUUCAGAAGCAAGUUCUGAAGACUCUUCUGGUGAAGCUGAUGACGAGAUGGAUGUGGAGGAAGGUGAAGAAAGAAAGGUAGUCACUAGUAAACCAGCGUCGCCUCGACACUUAGAAGAAAACAGCACUGACCAUCACACAAGUGAUAUGGAACUAGACAGCAUACAUAUGGACUCACCGAAAUCAAUCGCUGAGAAAGAUCAAGUUAUCAAUGAGGCUAGUUAUAAACCAGACGAUGCGGCUACCGACAGUAGAACGGACGCAUCGCCAGCCAAACCUGAGGAGGAGACUAAUACAAAGAAUGAUGAAACUGAUGAGAACAAAUUGUCUGAACCUAAAAACGGUGAAAUGAAGUCUCCUGCUAAACCGGCGCUGGAAGACAAGGAAACUAUUAUUAUAUCCGAAUCUGACGAUAACAACAGCCAGAGUUGUCCUUUACCAUCACCUAAAAAUAAUACAGUAGCUCCAGUGCAGCAAAACAAUGAGAAUAAACCUAAAGAGGUCGAGGAGAAGGACAGUCCCUCUAAAGUGAUACCAGUAGUUUCCACCGAGAAUGCGCACAUUGUGCUCGACCCCAGUGCUAGGGUACAAGAAGACGUGAUCUCCAUCAAACCUGCAGUGGACCUAAUUGUACCAAAAAUAUGUCAAAUAGUGAGCAUUGAAACUAUAGUCGUUGGAGAGUCUGAUACCGCAAAUUCUCCACGGACGGGCAUGUCACCCGAGAAAACUGAUACAACAGUGAUUAAUGAGUCUCCCAAACCUAGAAGAUCACCAGACAGUAUUAAUGCCGACGUAGUUAGUGAACAAAAGCAAUGCGAGAUGCGGAAAGAAACAGUGAUUCAACAUCAAAAUAUAGAAGAUCCUAAAAAUACGGAGAAAAAGUCGUCACCGAAUAAAGUAGAUACAAUUCAAAAUUUAGAUAAUACACAUAGGGAUAUAUCAAGUAUGAAGAAGCCAGACCCCAUCAAAAUAGAUAGUUUUCCUGAAAUUGAUAAUAGGAAUAAAUUACCAAAUCCAAUAGUUAGUAGAGAAAGUGAGAUGCCAUUUCGGAACGAUAUAAUGAGUACUAGGAAAGACGAGAUUAUUAUCACUAGAAAUGUUAUUGAACAGACGACAAUGCAGAAUUUUCAAAAUCCUGUGAGUAAUUCCAUGACAAUCCAGCAAAUUAACACGGCUCAGCAUUCUUACCUGAAUCAUAGAGCUAAUGUCAGCAAAGAAUCGCAAGCUGUACAGACUGAUAAAAUACUUGUGAAAUCUAGUGAACAAAAUCGCGCAAUAAACAGCACUUUGGACUCUUCCCCAGUGAUUAGUAAAAGUACGACAAAGUUAGAAGUACCGCAUCCAAUAUCGUCUCCAGUGAUAAACCCAGUGAUACCCAAAGUGCCCAAUGUAUCAGAUAUGAAUUUUUUACCUCGAUGCCAAAGCGCUAAUGCGGCUAUUAGUAUGGGUUUGGAAAGAGCAGAUUUAGAAGCAAGUUUCGCUAAUAGUGCUGCUAUUCAAAAUUCAUUGACCGGGUCUAUGAGUAUAGCCCAAACAAAUUCUCAAGACUGUAAGAAUGAUCCUAAUCUAAAACCUAGAGAGAAAAGUAAACUACGUGACGUGCGAGUGAACUCUGCACACAGCAAGCUGGAGAAGACGGACAAGAAAGCUAAGAAUGACACGCCUAGGAGUACGCCUGAACCGAAGAUGUUUUUUCCAGAACAAAAUGUUAACUCCAGGAAACCAGAGACGUCGGUCCCUAUAAACGUGAUCAAUUCGGUGCCAGUCACAAGCAAAGUCGAAACUAAAACCAAUGAAGCACCAAAAAAGCAAGAUUUUUUUAAGAAAGAGAAAUCUAAUACCAAGUGUGACUCAAAAAACCAAUCAGUGAAACAUGACAAAAGUUGCACAGCUCAGCUCAACUUGAAAGCUGAUCAGAACGACUUGAACAAAAUGCUGCCCAAGUUUAAGUAUGAUAAUGAAUUAGUGCCUAAAGCAGACUAUGCUAUGAACCAAAUACCUAAUUACCACACCACGCACGGACAGUACCAGUGGCCGCCCUGGGAUCCUACUAGGAUACAGGGCACUUGGGAACAUAACAGAUUUUUAGAUAAUAUGAAAAAUAUAGUUAGCGAAAAGAAUUACUUGGAUAAACACCAAGGUUUCAACCUCCCCCAUUUAGAUCAAGUUCAGAAGUCCCCUCAAAAAUUACUUCCUAAAUAUGAUCAGAAAGAUUUCCACAAUAUAGCUUACGGUGCAUUAAGCAGUAGUCUGUAUGCUACCACGGGUUUGCCGCAUUUUAAAGAGACCAAGACGCCGACUUCCAAAGCGGAAUGUUCACAGAAAAAUGAAUGUAAACCAUCGAAACAGUCGAAAACAACGACUGCUUGUCAAACGCAGUGCGAGCCGAAGAAGUCACAGUCUCAGAACGCUGCUGACCAGAUGAAACAAAUGAUGCAGAGACAAGUGAGCAAACAGCAAGACGUGGUCACUAGUUGUGCGGAGUACAGGCAGCAGAGCUCGCAAGUGUUGACUUCUCCCGGCUGUAAGAGUUUCAAUCAAAACGGGCCUUGUGGACAAGAAAAGGAGAUUGAAAAGAAGUCACGGCAGAAGAAGGAAGAGUCUCCGAAGGAAAGUAACAAGGAGGAGUUGUGCGAAGCGGUCAGUCCCGCUUUGCAGUCGAUGGGGGUGUACACUCCGGACUCCACCAGCAACUCCGUGCACUCCGUACAGUACCCCGCCUGCGAGCUGGACGUCAGUCAGCUGGGGCUGGAGUCGCCCACCAGUAUCGGCUCGGACCUGGCCUCACCGUGCUCCAUGAUGCACAUGCACCCCGCGCCCAGUCCGCAGUACUCCUCCAUACACAUCCCGUCCAUCAUGAGCCAGCCUAAUCAGCCGCCCAAGCAGCAAAAAAUUAACAACAGGAAUAGGAGCAGCGGUGCCAGCAGUAGCAGCGGCGGCGCGGGCGGCGACGCGGCCAAGCAGGCGGCCGCCGCGCCCGGCCUGCGCGCCGCGCCCACCCCGCCCGCCAGGCACCGCGCCACGCCGCCCGCGCACCAGCACGCGAGUUUUUUGGACGCAGCGGCGGGCGGCGCGGUGAUGCAGGGCGGCGCGGGCGGCGGCUACCAGGGCGGCUACCUGUCCUUCCAGCAGCAACAGCAGUACCACGGCGGGGGCUGGCCGCCGUCCUGCUCGCUGGCCAAGCUGCAGCAGAUGGCCGACGCGCCGCAGCACCACCCGCCGCACCAGUAUUUCGAAUCUAGUUGUUUCCUACAGUACGGGCAGCAGUCCAGCACGCCGCCGGCCGCCCCGGCGCCGCACUACCACGCCGCCGCCAAGUACUACCCGCCCCACAACCAACUCGACUCGCCCAGGAACACACGGAACACCUCCAGCAACCUGAGCCCGAUGCAGCACAUGCAGAUGGCGCCGGGCGCGCGCAUGUCGCCCAACCUCAACACGCACAUCAUCAGCGGCUACGGCCUCAACGGGUACCGCGUGCCGCCGCAGCAGCAGUUCAACAACCUGCAGAUGAUGAACGUGCAGGGCGGCGUGCAGUACGGCGCCGCCGACCCGCGCGCCCAGCAGGGCAACGUCUACUACGGGUACAUCAACCCGCCGCCGCCGCUCGCCAUGCAGACGCUCAACUCCACCAUGCGCCGGUAGCACGGCCGCCGCCGUGUCGGACGAUGCGACCCUCUUGUCUUUAAGUAUAGCAUAGUACAAAUAGACGUUUGCUUUCUCGCGAUAAGUGCUAGUUUGUAUAUAAAGUUAAUCGAGAUGAACAUGAACAUCGCUUCUGUUGCCUUACCCCCCGGCCCGCGGCGGUCUCGUGGCAGCUCUGUUAUUGUUUUUGUAUCAUAUGUAUGUAAAUCACGUUUUGUUUGUCGUUGAUAAAGUGCAGUACCCGGUGAACUGAAUAAAAGUACAAAAUUGCAGAUAAAAUGUAUUUAAAUCUGUCUAUAAUAAUAAUGACUACGUCACUGAACUGUAGCAUAAUGAUAGUGCAAUAAAUGUAUGUACUCUGGUAGUAAUCUGCUUCGUUUUGUAUGACGAGUGGCGCGUGUGUGACGCGUCUGAUCUAUAAAUUAAUAUAUUCUCGAUUUCCAAAGAAACAAUGUAAAUGUUAAGUCUUUGGUUAUGUUGAAAUAAGUGCAAUGUUUUUACUGAUGGCAGAUUGUACUACAGAUGUAAAGAUUGUUUGGAGCUCGUAUUUUAUAUGUAUAUGGUGUUUACGUUUUGAUGUAUUUGUAUCGUGUCGCGACAGCGUAGGUCGCUUGUACAGUUGCCGUUGUGUAAUUAUAAUUUUACAUAGGAGCCUAGUUUGUCUGAAUCUGUUCUAAGUGCCUCUCACGUCCCGUCUGUCUGCUUGACUUCAGUGUAACAUAUUGUAAUGUAAGAAGGCUGUAUACAUAUAGAGCUGAUAAUUUUAGAGUACUUGUAAGAUACGGUUUCCUUUGUUCAAUGUGAUAGUGCGCUGACUAGAGUCGUGGAGGAGCGCGGGGCCGCCCUGUGCGCGGCGCGUGGUUACUUACGUAAGCAGGCCUAAUGGAAUGAAGGAUUUUUAUAUUUUAUAUUAUUUUUACACAGGUAGUUUUAACGUUUUAUAAUUGCGAUGAUAACUUUGUUUUACCGCUUCGCUUAAGGAUUAUGUUCGUGUUAUCCCAGUAAUUUAUUGCCAAAUGUUAUUAACACUUACGGUUACUAUAGUUACAAUGUUAAGUAUUUUAGUUGUCGUGUUUAGUUUCGUCCUCUUGCACGAGUAGGUAAGGAUCGUCCGCGCGGCGCGGCGGCGGCUGUCGCCCGCCCGCCCUAAGUUAUUUGUAAGAUCUGCUCCUCUAAGGUUAUGAAUGUUAUUUGUUACUAAUGUGUAGUAUAUAAAAUAUUGUAAAUACAAUAACAGUAAGGAACAUGUAGCAGGUGUUAUCACACAAAAUAUAAUUUUG